AUGUCCCACGCCGCUUUGCAUUGGUUGACCCAGUUGAACACCGCCGAAACUCCAGACAAGGUUUUGCGCCGUUCGUCCAUCGUCGGUACCAUUGGUCCAAAGACCAACAGCGCUGAAGUGAUGGUGAAGUUGAGAAAGGCUGGUCUUAACAUUGUCAGAAUGAACUUUUCUCAUGGCUCGUACGAGUACCACCAGAGCGUCAUUGACAACGCCAGAAAGUCGGAGGAGUUGUACAGAGGUCGUCCAUUGGCCAUUGCUUUGGACACCAAGGGUCCUGAGAUCAGAACCGGUACCACCAUCGAUGAGAAGGACUACCCUAUCCCACCAAACCACGAGAUGAUCUUCACCACUGACGAGGCUUACCUUAAGAAGUCUGACGACAAGGUCAUGUACAUUGACUACAAGAACAUCACCAAGGUGAUCUCCAAGGGUAAGAUCAUCUUUGUUGACGACGGUGUCUUGUCUUUCGAGGUGCUUGAGGUUGUUGACGACCAGACCUUGAAGGUCAAGUCUGUCAACGCUGGUAAGAUCUGUUCCCACAAGGGUGUCAACUUGCCAGGCACUGACGUUGACUUGCCAGCUUUGUCUGAGAAGGACAAGGCUGACAUCAAGUUUGGUGUCAAGAACGGUGUCCACAUGGUGUUCGCCUCUUUCAUCAGAUCUGGUGACGACAUCAGAGAGAUCAGAAAGGUCUUGGGUGAAGAGGGUAAGGACAUUCAGAUCAUUUCUAAGAUCGAGAAUCAGCAGGGUGUUAACAACUUUGACGAUAUCUUGACCGAGACCGAUGGUGUCAUGGUUGCCAGAGGUGACUUGGGUAUUGAGAUCCCAGCUCCUCAGGUUUUCGUUGUCCAGAAGCAAUUGAUUGCCAAGUGUAACUUGGCCGCCAAGCCUGUCAUCUGUGCUACCCAGAUGUUGGAGUCUAUGACCUACAACCCAAGACCAACCAGAGCUGAAGUCUCUGACGUUGGUAACGCUAUCUUGGACGGUGCUGACUGUGUCAUGUUGUCCGGUGAGACCGCCAAGGGUAACUACCCAUUCGAGGCUGUUUCCAUGAUGCACAACACUGCCAUCAUUGCCGAGAAGGCCAUCUCCUACUUGCCAUUGUUCAACGAAAUCAGAACUUUGGCCAUCAAGCCUACUGCUACUACUGAGACCUGUGCCAUUGCUGCCGUCUCUGCCGCUUACGAGCAAGAUGCCAAGGCCAUUGUUGUCUUGUCUACCAGUGGUACCACUUGUAGAUUGGUCUCCAAGUACAAGCCUAACGUGCCAAUCAUGAUGGUUACCAGAAACCCAAGAUCCGCCAGAUACUCUCACUUGUACAGAGGUGUCUACCCAUUCGUCUACGACAAGCCAAAGGUUGAGAACUGGCAGGAGGACGUUGAGAACAGAUUGAGAUGGGCUGUUGCCGACGCUGUCGACUUGGGUAUCAUCAAGAAGGGUGACGCCAUUGUCACUGUCCAGGGAUGGACCAGAGGUUCUGGCCACUCCAACACUGUGAGAAUUGUCCAGGCUUAA
Molecule: messenger RNA, 1515 nt
Organism: Candidozyma haemuli
Lineage: Eukaryota; Fungi; Ascomycota; Pichiomycetes; Serinales; Metschnikowiaceae
Gene: CDC19
Product: pyruvate kinase
Exons: 1
Coding region: 1-1515 (504 amino acids)
Biological process (GO): glycolytic process
Cellular component (GO): cytoplasm
Molecular function (GO): pyruvate kinase activity; potassium ion binding; magnesium ion binding
Source: RefSeq, a predicted model, not a curated record